Messenger RNA from Pseudomassariella vexata, 2787 nucleotides. RefSeq lists its product as uncharacterized. The record is from RefSeq and is a predicted model, not a curated record. Gene Ontology annotation, molecular function: mRNA binding. Gene Ontology annotation, cellular component: nucleus; ribonucleoprotein complex; cytoplasm. Bases 117 to 2579 code for a protein of 820 amino acids. NCBI's taxonomy places the organism in Eukaryota, Fungi, Ascomycota, Sordariomycetes, Amphisphaeriales, Pseudomassariaceae. The transcript is spliced from 2 exons.
CUUCGGCAUCGCGUUCACGACUUGAACAUCAUUUUGCGAGCUGCAUAACCACCUUCUGGUUUGGCUCAUCCACAGUAAAAAAGCCGAGCAACUCAUCCAGAAGAACCUAUAUCACCAUGGAGACUUCCCGGAUAUUUGUGCGUGGGCUUCAGCCAAACAUCAAAGAAGCCGACUUCAGAAAACACUUUUCAUCCCGCGGGCACAUCACAGAUGUCAAGCUCAAACCUGAGCGUGGCAUAGCGUUCGUAGGAUAUAAAAGCCCCGAAGAGGCUGCCGAAGCUGUCAAAUACUUCAAUCGCUCCUUUAUUCGAAUGUCAAAGCUAUCCGUGGAGCUGGCGAAGCCCAUUGGAGACGUUUCCCUGUUGAAAUCGCGGCAGCAGACCACAGCUGUUCAGUCGGCUCCCACAAGAUCAGUUGUCCAACCACCAGAGACAAAAGAAGUCAACGCGAAGAAGAGAAAACGCGAUCUAUCCUACGAUGCGAAAUUGCAAGAAUUUCUCGGAGUCAUGCAACCUGGCAAGAACCCCGAGAACAGCGCGCUUGAGGUUGACGAGGAAACAAACCCAAGGAAGAUAGUGGCCCUCAGCGGGGAAGAGUCCGACAAUGAAUACGAAAAGAUACCAAGUCGAAAUCGAUCCAUCGUUGAGCCCACAACAUCGAAGAAGGUGACUACGCCGUCCGGAGCUGCAUCCAACUCCAUUAUCCCCGGCGAUGCCUCUGGCGAUACCGUUAGCGACGCCCAGGAUCCUCCCUGUGCUCUCUCUGGCAAGGCUGCCACGGAUGAUGACUGGCUCAGAUUACGAACAAACAGGUUGCUCGACUUGAUGGACGACGACGACAUCGCUGCCAUUCCAUCAAGAGCCGAACCGUCUACAAGUUUACCGCCUACACCGGUACCCACCAAAUCCUAUGCGGAACCGGAGCGUACGGACGAAGCAGACGGAGACAAACCAGAACCAGAUUCAUUAGAGGAGGAAACGCCACUGCAAUCUAUAUCCAGAACCAGAAGGCUUUUCAUUCGUAAUCUAUCUUACAAGAUAACUGAAGAGGACAUCAGGAAGUUCUUUGAGCAAUACGGUAGUCUCGAAGAGGUUCACCUGCCGAUGGAUCGAUCCGGCAAAAAUAAAGGUUUCGCCUUUGUUGCCUUUGUCGAGUCAGAUUCCGCAGUGGCCGCAUUCCAGAAAGCAGACAAGGCAAGUUUAUCUGGCCGAAUACUCCAUUUACUCCCGGGGUCGACAAAGCGGGACACAGUCGAUGAGUUCGAACUUUCCAAGCUUCCCCUCAAAACACAACAGCUCUUGAAAAAGAAGGCUAAGGCAGCAACGUCCAAAUUUGAUUGGAAUUCGCUGUUUAUGAACCAAGAUGCUGUGAAUUCCUCAGUAGCUGCUCGCCUUGGGAUCUCGAAGUCAGAACUCCUUGAUCCAACGAGCGCCGAUGCUGCCGUGAAACAAGCAAUUGCAGAAACUUCUACGCUGCAAGAUGUAAAGGCCUUCUUCACUGCGAACGGUGUCAACCUGGAUGCCUUCAAAUCAAGCCCAAGAAGUUACGCCGUCAUUCUCUGCAAGAACUUUUCAUAUGGAACCAACACGGCCGAGGAGUUGAGGAGUGCUUUCGAAGUACACGGCCAGGUCACCCGAGUGCUAAUACCGCCCAGCGCUACUAUUGCCAUCAUCCAAUUUGCCAAUGAGGUCGAUGGCAGGACUGCGUUUGAUAAGCUCAAGUACAGCCGGUUCGGCAACAAUAUGCUGUUCCUGGAACCUGGACCACAAAACCUCUUUUCCCAAAGAGAACAAGGUGUCGCUGUUUCCACUAAGCCCUCUGACACGCAGAAAGUAUCCGCCUCUGAGCUCCUAGAACGUGGUGACAAUGACGGAGACAUUGAGUCCACCUCUCUUUAUGUGAAGAGCUUGAGUUUUGCUACAACGACGACACAGCUGGCCGAGGCUUUUCAGCAUCUAGAAGGAUUCCAGUCUGCCCGUGUCAAAACAAAAUCAGAUGCCAAAAAACCAGGUCAAGUUUUGUCCAUGGGGUUCGGCUUUGUAUCGUUUUCGACCAAGGCGGCUGCCGAGGCUGCAUUGAAAGCGAUGGAUGGCACCGUCUUACAUGGUCACAAAUUGCAAGUCAGAGCCUCACAUCGUGGCAAUGAUGUCGCCGAGGAGCGUAGACGUGAAGAUCAUGCGAAGAAGGUUGCCGGACAGAAAACCAAGAUAGUAUGUCGCAAUUUGCCAUUCGAGGCUACCAAAUCGGACCUGCGAGCCCUAUUUGGCACGUAUGGUCAGAUUCGAAAGAUAAGGAUCCCCAAGAACGUCAGCAAUCGAUCCAAAGGCUUCGCGUUUAUCGAAUUCACUACGGUGCGCGAAGCGGAGAACGCAUUCAAUGCGUUGUGUGACACUCACUUGCUGGGCAGGCGUCUGGUCCUCGAAUACGCAGAGGCGGACGCUGCGGAUGCUGAGGCCGAAAUAGAGGCGAUGCAACAGAAAGUUGGCGGCCAGGUUAACAAGGUAGCCCUGCAGCGACUCACAGGGGUUGGCCGCAAAAGAGUCAACCUGGGCGAGGACGAGGACGAGGGAGGCAUUUAAUUAUGGUGUCUAUACUUGUACCGGACGCUAAUUAUGUCACUGGCUGAGUUGACAGGGCAUUGCCACGUUGGGACUAGGAACAAACAUGGGUCAAAUGCCCCUCCCUGACAAGGGAUGCUCACAAUCGGAUCGCUUACCAGGCCCAGGAGUCUGGCACCGAUACAUCGGUACUUUGCGCGCCUGCAUGACACUCUCAUCCAAUACCCCU